AUGUCAUUACUAUCUGUCCUAAAACAUCCACAUUUUCAUAUAUUCAUUUUUACAGCUCUAAUUGCUAAAGUUGUUGGUAUUUACCUGUUGAUAUUUUUAUUAUCACAUACACCACGGGAUCCCUUUCCAGAAGAAUUAGAAUAUAUUACUAUUGAUGAAAAAGAUGGUAUAAAGAGGCAUAAAUUACCGACUUCAAGAGAUGAAGCUAUCGACUUGUCUGUGGUAGUUCCAAGUUAUAAUGAAACUUCUCGAAUCCUAGUUAUGUUAAAGGAGGCCAUUGAAUAUCUACAAACAAAUCUAAGGGACAGAUGGGAAAUAAUAAUUGUAGAUGACGGGUCUUCAGAUGGAACUACAGGAUAUUGCUUAAAACUAUCCCGAGAACAGUUUCAUUUGAAACCUGGUCAACUUCGGGUUAUUAAAUUUACUCAAAAUAGAGGUAAAGGUGGUGCAGUAAGACAAGGUAUGCUUCACAUUCGUGGUAAGUACGGUCUUUUUGCAGAUGCUGAUGGCGCAAGUAAAUUUAGUGAUAUCUCAAAAUUACUCUCAAACAUAAAAGCUAUCGAGACUAAUAAGGCCAAAACUAAUGCAAAUCCCGCUGCUGUUGUUCUAGGUUCCAGGGCACAUAUGGUCAAUACUGAAGCUGUUAUAAAAAGAUCGUUAGUUAGGAAUAUAUUGAUGUAUGGAUUUCACGGAUUAGUUUAUGUAUUUGGUAUCAGAUCAAUUAAAGAUACUCAAUGUGGGUUUAAAUUGUUCAAUAGAGAGGCAAUUGAAAUGAUUUUCCCAUUUUUGCACACUGAAGGUUGGAUCUUUGACGUAGAAAUUUUGAUUUUGGCUAUUAAGAAGAAAAUAUCUAUCAAAGAAAUCCCAAUUUCAUGGCAUGAAGUUGGUGGAUCUAAAAUGGAUUUAAAGGUUGACAGUUUAAUGAUGGCUAAAGAUUUAGUGAUUAUUCGUCUUGCAUAUAUGCUGGGAAUCUAUAAGCCUACACAUAAAAUUUAG
Messenger RNA from Arxiozyma heterogenica, 996 nucleotides. RefSeq names its product dolichyl-phosphate beta-glucosyltransferase (gene ALG5). The coding region runs from base 1 to 996 and encodes 331 amino acids. Gene Ontology annotation, cellular component: endoplasmic reticulum membrane. The transcript has a single exon. The record is from RefSeq and is a predicted model, not a curated record. NCBI's taxonomy places the organism in Eukaryota, Fungi, Ascomycota, Saccharomycetes, Saccharomycetales, Saccharomycetaceae.